UCAAGCACUGAAUCAUAGCAAGUUAAAACGAAGCUAGUCUUCUUUCUGCAAUCAUUUCAAGGCGUGUAUUUACCAAUCAAGUUGUCAGUGAGGUCUUCAAUAAGAAAUCGAGAAAAUUGGAAAUCUCUGGACUGCGAAAACCGACAACAGCUAGUGUGGUUUGAUUGUGAUUUGUGACACGUUUCAUUGGAUCGGACGCCAUAAAUUUCCGGGUUUGGGGAAAAUUGCAUUGCUAAAUUACUCUUGUAAAAAAAUUUCUGUUUUAAAUCCAAGCAAUUAGCCGUAAGGAACAUGGCUAACAAUGAAAGGCGCAGAGGAGACCAAGACUUCAACCACCGGUCCACAGGAAUAGUUAUCCCGCUCGAAGAGUUGAAACCUCUCACAUCCGGAGAUGAACCAAUUAACGAAUUGAUUGUUGCUACUUCAGCGAGAAACGCCAAUGACAUCACUGGGGUGGAAGAUAGUUUAAACAACAAUAGGAAUAUAAACUACACCGCUAAAAAGAACUUUUCUCAAGGUAUGAUGGAUAUUGCCCUAUUGACGGCCAAUGCCAGUCAACUGCGUUACGUAAUGCGGUCUCCUUAUUGGGAUUUUUACCACAAGAUGAACAUUACGCUAAUUUGCAUCAGCAUUGCUCUUCAGAUUAUAGCAGGUAUACUACUAGUUUGCGUCAGCCGCAAAAAGAAAGCGUGUAAUGUAGGUUCAACUAGAAUUCUAACAUCAACUCCAGAGAAACAAAUUAUAGAAGAUCACCAUAAUUGCAUUCAAGCUAAGAAAAAGGGACUUGCAAUACCUACGACAAAUAAACCAAGGAAAGUGAAAAGUAAGGGCAACCAAGAUAUAUGCAUAGAUGAUGAAAACAAAGAAAAUUAUUGUGUUAAAGUUACACGAAAGAAAAAUUGUGAGAAGGGAGAUAAAUGUGAUGAUGACUUGUCGAUUAAAAAUUCUUCUGCCCUUUCUGUAGUAAACAGAACCAGAUACGAACGUGCAGCCAAAAGGAACUUGUUUUCAUAACCGUCUUAUUGUAUUUAUUCAGCUACAGUUGUUUUUUCAUCUAAGUAUGAUCUCGAGAGAACUAAUCAAGAUUAGUCAACCAAGUAAUACACUA
Daphnia magna is the source of this 1108-nucleotide messenger RNA. RefSeq lists its product as uncharacterized. Lineage: Eukaryota; Metazoa; Arthropoda; Branchiopoda; Diplostraca; Daphniidae. Gene Ontology annotation, biological process: cell adhesion; tissue regeneration. The record is from RefSeq and is a predicted model, not a curated record. Bases 292 to 1014 code for a protein of 240 amino acids. The transcript has 3 exons. Gene Ontology annotation, cellular component: membrane.